GACAGUUUAGGUGUCAUAAUGAUUAGGUCCUUAGAAUUGGGAUUUGUGUGUGGAGCAAGCAGCAACUGAAUCAGUUUCAUUUAUGUUUGAGACUGACUCUGAGGUUCUACUGAGCAUCACAUUUAUUAUGCAAGAAGUGUAAUCUGUAUUUCUGAGAUCACAGCCAUUUUAGAAUAUGAUGCAUGAAAGCGCUGGAAUGAUUGGCAGGUUUUGUUCCAACCUAAAUUUCCAUUAUGUGCAUUAUCAGGAGGGUCCCAGUACCUGUCCGGGAGACAGCUGUGGCGCAGAGACUUUAUGGCAGCAGGAGCUUGGGAAAGGGAGGGGAUGUUCUCGUGCUGCAGUCCGGCUCCAGCAGCAUAGAGAGGAGAGGAGGAGCGAGAGAGGGAGAGUGAAAAGAACUGCUGGCACGUCAAAAUUGGAACAAAUCCCUCACAGGGGAGAAAAACUUACGCAGUCACAAAGUCACGUCAGCGACGAAGAAUGGGCGCUUUUGAUACAUGUUUGAGAUGUUCUUAUAGCCAACGUAAUUUUAAAAAAAAGGUAGCUAGUGGUGUUUUGUCGUAUGAACAUAUAGUGUGACCCAUUACUCUUCAGGCUAAAUGGAUGUGACAACUAUACCUGUCCAUCUCAUCCCGACUGAGUCACGGACUUGAUUUGUCCUCUCUGUUUACUGAAUGCGCACGCUGGUUUACAUGUUCUAACGUGACACGAGGGGAAUAACAAACCGUGCUUCUUGGGCCAUAGGAAGAGACUCGUAAAUCACCGCAUCGGACAAGUGCGAAAGUUGCGAUAGGAAUCGGUGCAUUGUCAUUCAUUGGCGCGGUGACCGGGGCUACGUUUACUAGAUGAGUAGAGGAACGAUUUGAAUGAAAAAAAUGGAGUGGAAACAUGUUGAGGCUGUACAGGAAUUUACAGUUGAAGGACAAUGCAGCAAAAUUAAGGUGCGAUCUUGCAGAAUUACCUGGGACGCCCACCAGGUGGAAAACCCUAGCGUGGAGCUGUCUCUGUCGGAGCUGCAGGAGAUGGCCACACGUCAACAGCAACAGAUCGAGGCCCAACAGCAGAUGCUGGUUGCCAAGGAGCAGCGUUUGAGGUACCUGAAGCAGCAGGACCACACACAGGGCCAGACAGCGUCAGAGGCUGAGAAGCUGCAGAGGUUGAAGGAGCGAGUGGAGAGUCAGGAGGCCAAACUAAAGAAGAUCCGCGCCAUGAGGGGCCAGGUGGACUACAGCAAGCUCAUCAAUGGCAACCUGUCGGCUGAGAUCCAGCAUGUGAGUGGGCUGUUCCAGGAGAAGCAGGCAGAGCUGCAGUCAGCUGUGGUGAAGGUGGACCAGCUCACCCAGCAGCUGGAGGACCUGAGGAGGGGACGUCUCAACGGCCUGCAGCCCCUAGGAGGACCUCUCACUGGCACGGCCGCCCUGGAGCUACGCAAACUUUACCAGGAGCUACAGGUGCGUAACAAGCUGAACGCGGAGCAGAGCGGCAGGCUGCAGCAGAACAAGGAGCUGCUGAAUAAGCGCAACACAGAGGUGACCAUGAUGGACAAGCGCAUCUGGGACCUCCGCGAGCGCCUGCACAAGAAAAAAGCUGAGGCACGUCAAAAAGAGAACAACCCUCUUAACAGGAUAAAUGGGCCUCCCUCCCCCCAGCCCACCCCCAGCAGCUCAGGGCGCGUGGCCGCUGUGUGUCCCUAUAUCCAGGUCCCCGUCCCAGGCAGACAGGAGGGAGGCUACGCUCUGCCCCCAGACCCCUUAAAACCACAGUCUGUCCCUGGGACUGGCCCCAUCAACCAUGGCCGCUCUAAAUCAGCAGAGGAGGAGGGGUGCGGUGUGAGGAAGCCCUCCGGCCAAUGGAAGGUCUCAGAUUUAGACAUCAUAGUGGACCCCGUGGAGCUGAGAGAGGGGCACCGGUCCCCCUCAGGGGCCCACGGUGCUAACACCAAUGAUGCAGUGUGGCCCACCCUGAGUAAAAGUGUCUCCUCACGCCAACCUUCAGAUUGGAGGAAAACCAGCCCAGACCAGAGCCUUGACUCCAGUAAGCUACCAGGAGGAUCCGUGUCCAAACCACCACCCAUCUAUGGCACUUACCCUGCACCUACUGGUCACCCGUCUAUAGUCUGCUCUACCAGCUCCCUGCCCAGGUCUGCCCCUGCCACCUUAGCCUGGCAGCGCUCAGCCCCAACCCCUGCACCUCCUGGUUCCUCCUCCCAGCAGAUCCAGCAGCGUAUCUCUGUCCCCCCCAGCCCCACACCCCAGCCGGGCCAGGGAGAGAGGCCUGACCCCCCGCUGGCUGUGGCUGUGAGGCCCUACGUCCCAGACAGGUCCUCCUCCAGGCCUCAGUCCCCCAGGAAGGGCCCAGCCACCAUGAACUCCUCCUCCAUCUACCACAUGUACCUGCAGCAGCCGACAGCCAAGAGCUACACACUAGGAGGCAGAUCUGCUGUCAAAGCAGUGUAUGGGAAACCAGUGCUUCCCUCCAGCACCUCUCCCUCCCCUGUGCCCUUCCAACACGGGGCACUGUCCCCAGGAGGAGGCCUGGGGGGUGGAGAGGACAUGGUGGACAGGGAAGGGGACACCACAGAGGGUAGACUCCUACCCCCUCCCAGUGUGGAGAACAUCCCGCGGCCCCUGAGCCCCACCAAGCUGACCCCCGUGGCCCACUCCCCGCUGCGUUACCAGAGCGAUGCCGACCUGGAGGUCCUGCGCCGGCGGUUGACCAACGCGCCGCGCCCGCUGAAGAAACGCAGCUCCAUCACAGAGCCAGAGGGCCCCACCGGACCCAACAUCCAGAAGCUCCUGUACCAGCGCUUCAACACCCUGGCCGGAGGCAUGGAGGGCAGCAACAACACUCCGUUCUACCAGCCUGUCUUCAUGGGUGGUGUCCUGGGAUGUCCUGACAUGGACAACAUCAACACUGCUAAUGGGAACCUGAUGGAGACCGCCUCCCUUGUGGUCACUGCAGCAGAGGGUCCCAAUUCAGACCAUCGCCUGUCCCCUUCCUCUGACUCCAAUGAAAAUCAGCAGCAGAGGACCCCCCCACCCAGUGAGGCCAUUCCCUGCUUGCCCACCCCCCAGCCCAGCAAGGAAGACAACAACAACAACAACCAGCCUGGUCCUACCACCACCAGCACCACCUCCACUCCAAGGCCCAUCCCUGAGGCCUCGUCCCCCCAGCAGAAAGACACCUCUCCUCGGACUGUCACACCCCCGGCACUGCCUAAGCAGAUCAAGAGGACUAACCUGAAGAAGCCUGAGUCAGAGCGGACAGGCCACGGGCUGCGGGUCAAGUUCAACCCCCUGGCCCUGCUACUGGACGCCUCUCUGGAGGGAGAAUUUGACCUGGUGCAAAGGAUCAUCUAUGAGGUUGAGAAUCCCAGCACAGCCAAUGAUGAGGGCAUCACCCCCCUGCACAACGCUGUAUGUGCUGGACAUCACCACAUCGUCAAGUUCCUGCUCGACUUUGGGGUCAACGUCAACGCUGCUGACAGCGAUGGAUGGACCCCACUACACUGUGCCGCCUCCUGUAACAGUGUACAUCUCUGUAAGAUGCUGGUGGAGUCAGGGGCGGCCAUCUUUGCCACCACCAUAAGUGACGUGGAGACAGCGGCUGAUAAGUGUGAGGAGAUGGAGGAUGGAUACACACAGUGUUCCCAGUUCCUCUACGGGGUGCAGGAGAAGCUGGGUGUGAUGAAUAAAGGGUCAGUGUACGGGCUGUGGGACUACGAGGCCCAGAGCUCAGACGAGCUGUCUUUCCACGAGGGAGACGCCAUUACCACUCUGAGCCGCAGGGACGACGCUGAGACAGAAUGGUGGUGGGCCAGACUACAUGACAAGGAGGGAUACGUGCCACGCAACCUGCUAGGGUUGUAUCCAAGGAUCAAGCCUAGACAACGUUCUCUGGCAUAGAGAAGAUGACGCACGUUGCUGAGAAGAUAGUGCACGUUGUUGUGCUGGGACUGGGCUCAGAGCUGGAGCUGACUAGACUUGCAGACAGUGGCAGCGCCUGGACAGUGCCCUCUCUCUGUGUCAGUCUGUGCCACCCCAGAACAAAGGACAAGGGCCAGGGCAUGGACAGAGUGGCCUAUAUCUGGACAGACAGACAGAGACAGACAGACGGACGGACGGACGGACAGACAGGCUCGAUAUUGGUGGUCACUUACCAAGUAGGAAGAAGAGCCAGCACACACCAUCCAUAGAUCCCUGUCUGCAUUUAAGGUUUCGCUUUUCUCUCUGACUAAGCUGACUUUUUCUCAUUGGUUCAUGAAGCAAUGAAGCAACAUUUGUACUUAUUUUUUUGCCACCACCCCUCAUUCAGAUAAUACUCUGGGACUGGGCUUCCCAUUUCCCUCUCUCACUCAGUGUUUUUCUCCUGUGUGUCAGUCGAGUAAGGACUUGAAUGUGAUAUUCUCAGAGAAGGGAGCAGAGGACAGGACAGAGGCAGUCAUGGGUUAGUGAAUGUGGGUUUGAACUAAGUGCUGUUAGAUGAAGAUGGACAGUUCCCCUGCAAGGCAAAUCUCCAGGGUUUCAGUGGAGGAAAGAAAGCGAGAGAUAAGGUAAUGUUUUUACGAGAAGAGAAAUGGACUGGAUGAAAUGUGACAGCAGGUGUUAUUGAACGACUCUGAAGGCUGGUUAAAGCUACUGAAAGAGAUGUGGAAUGUUUAAAACAGUCAUACAAUAUUGGUUUUAUUUUUGCGAACCAAAAUGUGUUUGUUCUGAAGGAAGGAGGGGAAGAGGUAGUGCUGGGAUAGGAAAGUGAGAGGUGCAGUAUUUUCUUAUACAGAUAUAAUAACUAUGAAGCUAACGAUGAGUGUGAAUUGAAACUAAGCUCAUCAAACACGCAUAGGCCUACAGUAUAUAAAUGCUUUAUCACCCAAACAGGAGGUCUAUAGUUAGGAUCUCUCUUUGGCGUUUGUAUUCAUAUUGAGUUCAAUUUAGGCAGAAGUUUCUACAUUGUGCUAUUUUCCCUAUUUUUGUUUCAGGUUGGUUGUUGUCUAUUUAAUAGCCAUCAUGCAAAUUGAUACACCAUUUCAUCACUGAGUAUAGCCUACCUGUUGACCGACGCUGGCUUGAUAUACUGGUUGUGUAUUACAGUCUACUGUAUGGAUGGGUUAUGUGACAUACAAAACAAACACCAAUCAAUAUGCUGCAAAAAAUGUAAAUGUACACAAUAAAUAAUUGUUUCCCUUGAAUGGGAGUAAAAAAAAAA
This is a messenger RNA of Oncorhynchus mykiss (rainbow trout), 5205 nucleotides long. Lineage: Eukaryota; Metazoa; Chordata; Actinopteri; Salmoniformes; Salmonidae. The record is from RefSeq and is a predicted model, not a curated record.